This is a messenger RNA of Gambusia affinis (western mosquitofish), 3538 nucleotides long. It is a transcript of the gene scamp2l, whose product is annotated as secretory carrier membrane protein 2, like. Gene Ontology annotation, cellular component: trans-Golgi network membrane; recycling endosome membrane. Lineage: Eukaryota; Metazoa; Chordata; Actinopteri; Cyprinodontiformes; Poeciliidae. Gene Ontology annotation, biological process: protein transport. The transcript is spliced from 9 exons. The record is from RefSeq and is a predicted model, not a curated record. The coding region runs from base 124 to 1140 and encodes 338 amino acids.
GCAUGCGCGAACGGAACCCAACGUCACAGAGGCAGGAGCCAGGAGCCGCUCGGUGAAGAGUUCGGGACCUGUUGUAUUUUUCUCCCACGCAAAAAAAUAACAAUUUGUCCGUUCCUGUUCACGAUGUCGGGGCUUGACAGCAACCCGUUCGCUGACCCGGUGGACGUGAACCCCUUCCAGGAUGCCUCAGUCACACAAGCUAUCGGAGGGGUCCAUGAAAGCACGGGAGAGUAUAACCCGUUCACCGCAAAUGAAAUGGGAAAGUUCACUGGAACGACCAUCCCAGUCUCUAAAGCCUCCUCAUCCCAACCUGCUGUACUUCCGACUUCUGUGGAGCAAAGUCCACAAGCGACGGCAGCAGCUGCUCAGGCUAAUCUGGUCAAGCAGCAGGAGGAGCUGGAGAGGAAAGCUGCAGAGCUGGAGCGAAAGGAGCAGGAGAUGCAGAACAGGAGCAGCAGAGACUCCAACCCAGGAGCUAAAGAAAACAACUGGCCGCCUCUUCCAAGGUUCUUUCCCAUAAAGCCGUGCUUCUAUCAGAACUUUGAGGAGGAUAUCCCAGAAGACUACCGCAGAAUAUGCAAGAGAAUGUACUACCUCUGGAUGUUCCAUAGCGCCACCCUGUUCCUCAACAUCCUGGCUUGCCUGGCUUACUUCACCGCUGACGCUGCUAAAGGUGUGGACUUCGGUCUGUCCAUCCUGUGGUUCAUCCUCUUCACCCCUGUGUCUUUCGUCUGCUGGUACAGGCCGGUUUACAAAGCCUUCAGGUCUGACAGCUCCUUCAGCUUCUUUUUCUUUUUUUUUGUUUUCUUCUUCCAAGUGGCAGUGUACAUUAUCCAGUCAGUGGGCAUUCCCUCAUGGGGAAACAGUGGAUGGAUCUCAUCAAUUAGCAUGAUUCGUUCCAACUUGGCAGUUGCCGUGGUUAUGAUGGUAGUGGCUGGUUUUUUCACCGUCAACGCUGUGUUGGGCGUCAUCCUGCUGAAAAUGGUCCACUCCAAGUACAGAAAUACAAGCGCGAGCUUCUCCAAGGCUCAGCAGGAGUUUUCCCAGGGAGUUCUGACCAACCGCACCUUCCAGAGCGCCGCCGCUAGUGCUGCCACCUCUGCUGCCCAGGGGGCCUUCAGCAGUAACCAAGGGAAUUAAACUGCUCCAGAAAAAUACCUGGAGGACUUGGGCUAGUAUUUUCUAACCAGCAAGCCGUGACUAAACAGUAAGAUUAGUUGUAUGGAACUGACUUUGAUCAUUUUACAGAAAUUUGCCAAAAGAACAAUCAGAAACUCACAAAAUGGCAUUAUAACGUGUAUAAAUUCUGUAUCUCAAACACAGCUAAAACAAGAAUGUUGACGCAAGCAUGCCUUGAACAUGGCCUGGUAGUUUUGACAUUUGAGACUGCCUUUUAUCAGUGUGCAAUAUGUUGGAAUGUGCAACCAUCUGAAGCUUGUUUAAAACAAAUUAGCCAAACCAAAACGAGGUCUUAAGAACAAAUCUGAUAUUAGUGUAUGAUUAUUAAUGAAUUGAGCUUCUUCAUAUAGCAUCCAGACCCCAUCCACCUUAUUCCUAGCCCCCAUUAGGCUUUGCGUGAUUUAUGGGCGCGACUUCCGCUGUAAACUGGAACCGCCAUUUAUUUACAUAUUCGUCAGAGCUUUUCGGCUAUAAAAUAUGUGGGAACAUCAACUAUCACAGCUUAAAUGUGGCAAUAUUGUUUUACCGCUGCCUACAGCUAUUUCGGGGAGGGAUGGCGACUUGAAGAAAUAGCCGCAAAUAACCCGCACUAUCAUAUUUAGCUACUUCACUGACUCGGUUGCUUCGGAGGUGCUGGUUUUCUUCCGUUGGCUUUUUGUUCACACAAUGAAAUGUGCACAAAUAUCGCAUAUUGGAGUCUCUCUUCAAGUUUAGAAUUUUUAGCCAAAUUAUUUUUGUUUGAUUAGCUGUCUGUAGGUGGUGACAACUACCGCUUAUCACAGAAACUCUGCCUUUUUGUUUCGGGAGCCCGUUCAAAACACAUAUGCUGCUGCAGCCACAAUCUGAACGUGGUCUGAUUAUUAAGAGUACAGCCACGAACAGCACAAGGGCAUCUUACGACACUUUCCAGUGGCAGGUUUCUCUCUAUAACAGGGUAAUGUGUGAUUCGGUUCGGUUCUAGUCCAGUAGGGAAAGAUUAUCCGUAUUAUGGUCUGGAGCGCAGCAGCUGCAGUCAUUUCUCCGCUGAUUUGCAGCGUCACUCAGCAACGGAGAACCUCGAGGUUCUGGUUCUGAUAGACUAAAUAAACCCAGAUAUUUUAUUUUAUCUUACAGAAAUUUAUUGCUGGCCCAAACAUAAUGAUAAAACACACUCGCUGCAGCCACUUCAUUAACUUUAUUAUUUUUUUAAAUUUAAAUAAAAAAUUAAAUUCACAUCACACCAAGCUGAUAUUAUGUAGUUCUGCUGUUUGAUACUGUCGGCACAAACCUACAGCUCAGAAGUUCUCUGCUUUUCUCUUCUUUAUUACUGUCAGCUCUUCAGAGAAACAAGCUGCUAGCAGCGCUGUUAAUUUGCGGUCAUUCCUUUACGAAAUUUAACGCUGUGUUCCUGUCGCUCCCCGUGAUUAAACUCACAAUCACGAUCUUCUGUACUGAGCAGUUCUCUGAUAGAAGACAGUGUCCUUAAACAAGUUUUACUAAAUAUUGUACAAUAACCGAAAAGAAAUAUAUAUUCUAUCAUGAAUAUAGAUUAGCCAAAAACCCUACAAAUUACUAUGAAAUACUACUGCUUCCGGUGGGCGCCGGAAGUAAGACACAUAAUUGUUUCCCCAGUAAGCCUCCCAGGAAUAAGGUGGAAAAAGCAGCCCGAGUAUCAUUCUGAUCAGAGCGUUAGUACUUACAGCAAACUAUGUACCAAGUUUUUUGUUGUUGUUGAUUUUCUGUUACUGUUUUUCUGCUCUCUAAAUUUGGUGUUUUUUUGUUGUUGUUGUUGUUUUGUCUUUUAUAUAUGACAUGUACAUGAGCUGAUUACUAAUGAAGGUGAUGGGAUGAAGGUUUGUCUUUGUUUGCUUUUAAUCGGCUUACUGAGUUUUGAUGGAAUUGUCUAAAAGGGCAAAUGAAGAUGUGAUUUUUGAGGGGGCUGCUAAGUUUUUAUUCAAUAUUUACUUGUGAAGGAAAUGUCUGUUUUCACUCAUAACUGAGCCUUCCUAUAAUUACAAAGUAAUGCAUUCAGGUUUGGUGCAAAAUUACUGGUAAAUACUAGAUGGUCUGAAAAACAGAAUAUUUACGAGGGACAUAGUAAAUGUUAACAAGUUACGUCAUGGUUACUAGGAUUUAUAAGACUGGGCAUGUAAUUGUAUAUAAAGCUCAUGACUUCUAUAUUUAUGGUAUCAUGUUUGUGUCUUUUUAACUAAUUUCAAAACUUUUUAAUAUGAUUGUAUGUCUGUGGAAGGAUUGUAUUGUAGUUUCCUGUUAUGAUCAAAAUGUUGUACAUAUGUUUAUUUAAACUAUAUUUACUGGAUGGGCAUGUGUUGGAAAAUAGUUGUGUUUGAACAAGCAAUAAACAUUGAUUUAAACUAAA